AUGCUCUUUGGCAACCACCUGUGUGUGGGCAUGGUGUGUGCAGUCUCAGAGUACCUCCAUGUCAUGGAAACAUUUGUAAUCUCAUUAGCUCCGUUUUUUUUAGAGCCUUGCUUCACUGUUUUUGUUCGUCUUGGUUUGUUUUGGGAUAGAGUAGUUUUUUGCAAGGUUGUUGCUCAGCUAGGCUUUAGAGGAUUGUCGACAUUUCUCUUUUUCCUCGAAUUAGUGUUGGUGGUCCGGCAUUUGGGUUUGGUGUACUCGGAUGCAAGGGGCUAUGCUGCCACUGGAGCAAGUGGCGGUGUGUGUGUUCCUGGAGGUCCACUAGCAGCAAGGAGUUGGUGUUUGGAGCGGCAAGUAGGAUGUUCUGUCCUUCUAAUUCCGUCGACUAUGGUCGACAUUCCUCGUGCUGCAACGGUCGCUGCGGCACUGACUUUUUAAGAUGCCAACAUCGGCUGCGGUGGCAUCAAGGGUGGCAUGCCAGUCUAGAUUUUUGCAAAUCUCGUCCUCAAGAUACUAGCAUGUUCAGGGGCUAUCAUCAUUCCGUCUGUGGAGUUCUUAUUUAGGAUCAAUUUCCGACAUCGACAAUUUGAGGCAGCAGGGACCUUGAUGAAUAUUGCAUCCAAAACUCCUGAUUGCACACUUGUUGCCUUGAAGUCUGACAAAAGACAACUUG
Messenger RNA from Physcomitrium patens, 670 nucleotides. The record is from RefSeq and is a predicted model, not a curated record. Lineage: Eukaryota; Viridiplantae; Streptophyta; Bryopsida; Funariales; Funariaceae.